UCCGGCAAAAGGAUUCAGUUUCCCUGCUCUUCCUGUUGGAUUUCUCGUCCUUGGUGACUUCUUUUGGGUUAGGUAUCUCUCGCUUGCUCUGUGCGUUGGAUGGCAAUGGGGUCGGUCUCCUUGUUUUCUUGAUCGAUCGGCAUCAAAUCCUGUUCGCGUGAUGCUGUCUUCGAGGCCCUUCGAUUCGGUCCCGUUGGAAUCGCUCUUCUUCUCGCAUGCAGAUUCUUUAGCGUCGCGGAAAGCUUCGAUCUUGCGCUGAAUCAUGCCGCCUCUCCUACCAAGUCGCGUAUCAAGGGCGAAGAAACCACCACCUGUGCCGCACAGACAUGGGAGGAUUCUUCUCGCUUUGCUACUUGUUCUUCUCCUCGGCAUGAUCAUUCUAGAAAUCACGACAAAUGGUAAAAGGUUCGGUAAACCAAUUCCCCGUUCUGAUCCAUCGACGCUCAAAAGGAAUGAUUUUGUUGGAACAUCAGCUCCGUCACAGGUCACCGUGGACUUCACGAAUGGGACGGAUGUGAUAUGGCAAAUCCCCGAGUCGCCGAAGGCCGUCCUCUUCGUAGCUCACGGCUGCAGCUGCCGGGCUGCCAACUUCUGGGACCGAUCCGCCGCGUGCCCGCACUGCGUCGGGCUGCCCGAGGACAGGCUCAUCGUCCUCGGUGCCCUCGACCGCAAAUUCGCUGUCCUCACCAUCUCCAGCUCCGGGAGAUGCUGGUCGAAGGAGAAGGACACUGGCAUUGUUAAAUGGGUAAUCGAAUGGUGGAUCGAGAAGAAUAAGCUACAAGAGCUUCCGCUCGUGGCUUUAGGAGCUUCCUCGGGUGGCUAUUUCACUUCUGCGCUGGCAAAGGAGAUGAGGUUUAGUAGCGUAGCGCUUAUGAUUGCAGAAGGGUUGUUUGGUUCUAUGGGUGUACCAGUUGGCUAUCCUCCCACCCUCUUUGUCCAUAUGCCUAAAGACCAGCACAGGAUGAGGCUGAUAGAGAGGAAUAUGAUAGCGCUGCAGAAGAGGGGUGUUCAUGUUAAGGAGGUCAGGUGCAUGGAGUUCCCGUUGACUCCUACUCUUUUGUCGGAUAGGAUACCAGGUCUGGAUCAGGCAUUCUCUGUUAAGCUAUUUGAGCUGUUUCAGGAGAAGGGAUUCAUUGAUGAGCGUGGGUAUUUGAGGAAUGAUGGGCGGGCAACUCCCUGGAAGCAAGCUCUCAGGGAAAGGGAACCUUCACUGGAUAAAUUUGAAUGGAUCGAUCAUAUUCAGGAGGAGUUAAAUCUUGCAUUUGGAUACCAUGAGAUGACCAGUCUACAGAUAGAUGAUAUCCUUGACUGGUUUGAAUCUCACAUGGGCUCAUCGUUUGUCUCAUAAACUGAAAAAUAUAUGCUUCACUAGCUAUCCACAAUGCUCGAUUUAAUUGCCUAGUGGCAUGGUACAGGAUGACUAUCAUCUGGAAAUUUUAUCGAUAAAACCAGAAUAUUUUUGGAAUGGACUGGUGACCUGAGAUAUUGAGAAUUGCAGAAUUCUUUUUGAGGAUCUUUGCUAAUUUCAUCUGCAGUAAACAAGUCUCCAGACUUUUUCUUUAUGCAUGACAAGUCGGCCCAUAAAGCUCAGGGAUCUAACAUAUCCACUGUUGUGAAAUCAUUGUCUGACUUUGUGUUACUGCCAGAGAUCACCUUUUAAUGCUAUUCUUCUUUUCUGCAAUUAAAAUGAGAGGCAAUGAUCCGAUCUGCAGGCUAGUCUUCAAUUUAAUUAUGUGCAUGUUUAUCUUUGGUUUCUUCAUACAAAGAGGCUGUAUAUAAGGGAAGAACUCUUCAUUAAGUGUUUGUUGCAUAAAUUUAUCUAUCUGUUACUGCUCAGAAUUAAGUCAAUCUCUUGUGAUAUGGUCUGUGUUUGUAAUAUCAUACUCGUGGCAUACAUAAGCAGUUGUUUAAACUAAUCCUUAGUGGUUCUGGAACAUUUCAUUUUGCAGAAUCUUGUACUUUUAAA
This is a messenger RNA of Musa acuminata subsp. malaccensis (wild Malaysian banana), 1966 nucleotides long. The record is from RefSeq and is a predicted model, not a curated record. NCBI's taxonomy places the organism in Eukaryota, Viridiplantae, Streptophyta, Magnoliopsida, Zingiberales, Musaceae.